This is a messenger RNA of Polistes canadensis, 2149 nucleotides long. RefSeq names its product WD repeat-containing protein 3. Gene Ontology annotation, cellular component: small-subunit processome; Pwp2p-containing subcomplex of 90S preribosome. The record is from RefSeq and is a predicted model, not a curated record. Gene Ontology annotation, molecular function: protein binding; snoRNA binding. Gene Ontology annotation, biological process: maturation of SSU-rRNA. NCBI's taxonomy places the organism in Eukaryota, Metazoa, Arthropoda, Insecta, Hymenoptera, Vespidae.
CGUGGGACUAAUAGUAUUGUGUUAUUUAUGUAGAGUUGUUGGUACGUGCCUAACCUCAAAAAUUAAAUCUUAUUACAAACACGUGUUAAUAAAUCAGCACUUGUUGCAUUUCUUAUUUAUACGCGUAUAAAUUGUAAAUUGAUAAAUAAUCAGUAUUUAUACUUAAAACAGUCAAAAUGAAUACGAAAAUGGGCUUGACAAAACAAUAUCUAAGAUAUGUUCCAUCCAGUAACGUGAAUAUAAUAGCAAGUUCCCGGUGCAACGUGAUUUUUGUGGAAUUAGAAGGACAAGAAGGUAGAUUCGUAGCAACAGGAGCAUGCGAACAUAUUAUUAUUUGGGAUUUAAGAUUAAACGAAAAAGUACGAGUUUUAACUGGAGAAAAAACAAUAGUCACACGUUUAGCUGGUUCGCCAAAUAAGCAAUAUAUUGCUGCUGGUUAUGAGGAUGGCGUUAUUAAGAUAUUUGAUCUUAAAUCUGAAGAGGAUGUUAGUAUAUUUGCUGGACAUCGUUCUGAAAUAACAUCUUUAUCAUAUGAUACUUUAGGCUAUAGAUUAGCAUCUGGAUCCAAGGAUACAGACAUAAUAAUCUGGGAUGUAGUAGAUGAGACAGGAAUAUGUCGGUUGAAAGGACAUAAAGAUAUCGUGACUAAAGUUAUUUUUAUGUCUAAACAAAAUAUAGUUAUUAGUUCCAGUAAAGAUACAUUAGUGAAAUUUUGGGAUUUAGAUACAGAACAUAACUUUCGAACCCUCGUAGGUCAUAGAUCAGAGGUCUGGAGUCUUGCAUUAACAAAAAAUAAUCAAUAUUUAAUUACUGGAUGUCGUGAUAAUGAACUACGUCUAUGGAAAUUGUUUUUCGUUGAUACAGAAAUUACUGAAUGUGAUAUUAAUGUAGAUACUUCGAAUAUCAAUGAAGACGAAACCACAGACAUGCAAAAAUAUCCUUUAAGAUAUAGUUUUGUUGGAAGUAUUUUAAGAAGUUCUAAAGGAAGAGUUGUUUCUCUUGAAGUUGAUCCAUCGGAAACAAUACUUGCUUGUUACGGAACAAACGAUACAGUAGAAUUAUUUCAUUUCUUACAAGAAAGUAAAGUAAAAGAAAAUAUGUCAAAAAAACUGAUAAAAAAAAUAAAGAAGGCAUCUGAGAAUACAGAUGAAGUAAAUACUCAAUUUCUUAAUACAGUAACUUUAAGGGAUGAAAUCAAACGCCUACCCCAUAUCAAAGUAUCUGAUAAAGUUAAAGGAUUAGAUAUGGUUAUGGGUAAAGGAGGAGAACUAAGGAUUUGCAUUGGAGUCGAUGAUAACUCUCUCGAUUUAUAUUCUUUACAAAUAGAAGAAAGAGAAGCAGAAGCAAAACGUUUACGAUCUAUAAAAGCUCAUGGACAUCGCACAGAUGUUAAAGUUGUAUGUUUCAGUUCUGAUGGUCUAGCCUUCGCCACAGCAAGUGGUGAUUCUAUUAAAUUGUGGAAUAGAUCUUCUUUAGCUUGUAUACAUACUAUAGAAUGUGGACCAGCUUUAACAGCAACUUUUGCACCUGGUGACCGAUAUUUGAUAGUAGGAUUAAAAUGUGGUAAAAUGCUUAUCGUUCACUUGUUGUCAGGUGAAAUUUUAGAAAAAGUACCAGCGCAUACUGGGGCUCUUAGGAGUGUUAUUUUAUACCCGGAUAUGAACGGAGUUGUAAGUGGCGGUGAUGAUAAAAAUGUACAAUUUUGGAAUUUUGAAAUUUUUGCUGAUAUUGAUAGACCAACAGAACCACAAAUUUUAUCUGUGACACAUACAAGAACUCUUAAAUUAGAGGAGUGUGUAUUGUGUGUAAGGAUAAGUCCGAAUAAUAAAUUUCUUGCAGUGUCUUUAUUGGAUCUCACUGUAAAGAUAUUCUUUUUGGAUACAUUUAAGUUUAUCAUAUCACUUUAUGGUCAUAGCCAACCAGUUUUAUGCAUGGAUAUAUCUAGCGAUUCUACUCUUAUCGCAACAGGUUCUUCUGAUCGUAAUGUUAAAAUUUGGGGUUUGGAUCAUGGAAAUUGUCAUAAAUCAAUAUUUGUACACGAUAAUUCCGUGACAGGACUUGCAUUCGUUCCCAAUACUCAUUAUUUUUUUACUUGUGGUAAAGAUGGUAAAGUUAAACAAUGGGAUGCUGACAUAUAUAAAAAUAUCGC